AAAGUGAUUUGUACCAUGUACAUGAGUUUAUAAGUUCAUUCUCUUUGUUGUGUGUUGCAAGAGAAACAUUUUAGAAAUGGUAACCAUCAAAGGUUCUUACACAGUAGUUCCAAAUGAACCAACUCCAGAGGGUUUUCAAUGGCUGUCUGAGCCUGAUCAAGUGGCGCCUAAUAGCCACACCCCCACCCUCUACGUUUACAAUGCAAAGCACAACCAUGACGCAUUAGUUGAACACAUAAGAAACUCUCUUAGCAAGAUUCUGUGUUACUACUAUCCAGUGGCUGGUAGAUUGAGAAAGUUAAAAGAACGUGGCAGAUUGGAAUUGAAUUGUAAUGCAAAAGGAGCGGUGUUGAUUGAUGCAGAAUCCACAAAAACAGUGCAUGAUUAUGGUGACUUUAUGGGUGACUCCGCCAAGGACUUGGUUCCAAAAGUUGAUAAUAGAAACACUCCAAUAGAGGAACUUCCCUUGUUAGUAGUGCAAGUAACAAGUUUCCUUGGCGAUGAAGCGUUUUCCAUUGGAGUUGCUCUAUUGCAUACUUUGUCUGAUGGUGUUGCUUCCAUUCAGUUCAUCAACUCAUGGGCAAAGUUGGCUCGUGGAGAGACAUUAGAGCCUCAUGAAAUGCCCUUUUUGGACCGAACUGUGCUAAAAUUCACAGAGCCUCCAUCACCCCCUCGCUUUGAACACCAAGAGUUCAAGCCUUUGCCUCUCAUAUUAGGAAGAAGUGACACCACUAUUGAGAAAAGCAAGAGGGUAGAAGCCAUCACGUUGAAGCUGACAGCAGAACAAGUGGGGAAGUUGAAGAACAAAGCCAAUGCUGAUAAAUCAAGAGAAGGGUCAAGACCUUAUAGCAGAUUUGAGGUUAUUAGUGGACAUGUAUGGAGAUGUGCAUCUAAGGCUCGUGGAUUAGACGAGAAUCAACCAAUUCUGCUUCGGUUUAUUGCUAGUAUUCGCAGUAGAGUAAUUCCACCUCUCCCUAGGAAUUACUUUGGGAAUGCUUUGGUCUUAAAAACUGCAUCAUCACGCGUUGGAGACAUCUUAUCAAAUUCUUUGGGUCAUGCUGCUCAGAAAAUAAGAGAAGCAGUUGAAGAACUUACAUAUGACUAUAUAAGAUCACAGAUUGAUAUCGUAAGAGGUGAGGAAGAUAUCGAUAAAGCAAGGGCUUUGUACUAUGGACCAAAAGAAGGGAAGGAUGUAUUCUUUUUUGGGAAUCCUAACCUGCGUAUUACAAGUUGGCUGAGUAUGCCAAUGAAUGAAACAGAUUUUGGUUGGGGAAAGCCUCUGUAUUCGGGUCUGGCAGGUGGAGUUGCACAAGAAAGGGCAUUGAUUACCCAAAGUCCAGGCGGUGAUGGCUCAGUUAUUCUAUUUCUACACUUUCAAGCGGAACAUAUGGAGCUUUUCAAGAACUAUUUCUAUGAAGAAAUAUAAACUACAUAUUAAUUGAUAUAGAAGAUGAAGGCAAGCGUUUCAUUUAAUAAAUUGUUUAAACAUUUGUCUUUGUUUUUAUCUAUUAGUAGUUCAACCAUUACGCUAAACAGCUUCAUUCUAUCAUUCUCUCUGCACUUCCUGGUUUAAUUCACAUAAAUGAAGCUUGUUAUAUUUGGAAGGUUCACAAAUUUGACUUUCCUGCUUGCAUUGAUGUCUUCUUUGGAGCCUUGUUUGUAUCAGUAGAACACUUGUUAGUUA
Messenger RNA from Vigna unguiculata (cowpea), 1684 nucleotides. RefSeq names its product spermidine hydroxycinnamoyl transferase-like. The record is from RefSeq and is a predicted model, not a curated record. Gene Ontology annotation, molecular function: acyltransferase activity, transferring groups other than amino-acyl groups. NCBI's taxonomy places the organism in Eukaryota, Viridiplantae, Streptophyta, Magnoliopsida, Fabales, Fabaceae.